AUGUACGAUGCUGAUGAUGUUGCUGCAGCCACGAGCAGUCGAUCGUGUCCCAUGUUGGUCAUGGGUUUGGUUGAGGCACUCCUGCAUGAUCCCGCAGUUGACACCGUGCUGGGCUAUAGGUGCAGGGGCAUUGAGGUACACGAUUAA
Peronospora matthiolae is the source of this 147-nucleotide messenger RNA. Lineage: Eukaryota; Oomycota; Peronosporomycetes; Peronosporales; Peronosporaceae. The record is from the annotation of a GenBank genome assembly.